AUGGAUAAGAUCAUCGGCGCUCUUACCCAGGAUAAUGACGAUAACCGCCCCAAUGCUUCUUCCCUUGGCUCUGGUAACAAGGGUCCCGGUGGCGCACUAGGACCCCUCGCCGGAAACAUCCUCGGCCUCCUCGACAACGACGACGACAAGCAGCGCGCCGCCGAAGAAGCCUCUCGCCGCGCCGGUGACUCUGGCAACAGCGACCUGUUCAAGACCAUUCUCGGCUCUCUGAGCUCUGACAAGGACAAGGUUGCGAGGGAAGAUAUCGACGAGGAGGACGCCGUUAAGACGCAUAAGAAGUUCUUUGGCAACGAGGGCGACAACGAGCAAGCGGACUCCCGUAGUCUCGGCUCAGCUGCCGCCAUGCAGGCCCUCAAGCUCUUCUCAAGCGGAAACGAACCCCAGAAGUCUUCCUCGGAGAGCGCCUUCUUGGCUCUCGCCAUGUCCGAGGCUAGCAAGCUCUUUGACCAGCAGGCAUCCCAGGGCAAGGUUGCCUCUGGUGCCUCGAAAGAGUCCGCCGUCCAGCAGGCUGGUGAGAUGGCGCUCAAGAUGUACCUGAAGAGCCAGGUCUCGGGAGGUAGCGGGGCUAGCAGCGGCGGAAGCAGUGGUGGUGCUGGCGAUCUCAUGAACCUUGCCUCGAAGUUCCUCAAGUAA
Messenger RNA from Scedosporium apiospermum, 654 nucleotides. RefSeq lists its product as uncharacterized. The record is from RefSeq and is a predicted model, not a curated record. Lineage: Eukaryota; Fungi; Ascomycota; Sordariomycetes; Microascales; Microascaceae. The transcript has 5 exons. Bases 1 to 654 code for a protein of 217 amino acids.